AUGGAAAAUAUAGUUUUUAAACAAUAUAUUAAUAAUUAUAAAGAGGGAACGAAUAGAUAAAAAUUGUUUGCAAAUCUAAUUAUUUAUUUAUUAAUUAAUUAAUUUUGUAAUUAUUUAGUAUCUAUCAAUUUAAUAUAUUAAUUAGUAAUAAUUUAAAAGCAUUAAGUAAUGAAUCAGUACAAAGAAUUUUCUAACUAAAACUAUAUAGAAUUAAGAUUUUCAAAUAAAAAUGCGAGAGAGCUCAGCUAAGAUGAGGCUAUGAUUAGAUAUAAAAGAAAUAACUACAUUCUUGGCCGCAUAUUUAGUUAUGACAUUGACUCUGAUGGAUAUUCGGAGGCUGUAAACUUUGAUUCUCAUUCAUUAAAAAAUGUUUCAGAAGAAUAAGUUGAAACAGUAUAAAAAGAAUUAGAGGAAGUAAAAGAAAGACAUAGAGAAAGUUUUGAAGAAUUCAAAAUAAAGCAACAAUAAUUUAAAAAAUAUUUAGAAUAGGCUCACCACUUUAAAGAUAAUGAAGGAAUGGAUGAUUUUAUUUAGGAGUUGAUGGAUAAAUAAUUAUUAAAUAUAGAUCAUCCCUUUUUCAAAAAAAAUUCACCCUUUUACUUGUAAACUGAUAAUAAAUUUGUAAAAGAAGUAACACUUCCUGAACAUAAAAGCGCAUUUAGAGAAACUCUCGAUGAAACAUAGUUUGCAAAAUUUGAAUGA
Molecule: messenger RNA, 702 nt
Organism: Tetrahymena thermophila SB210
Lineage: Eukaryota; Ciliophora; Oligohymenophorea; Hymenostomatida; Tetrahymenidae
Product: transmembrane protein, putative
Exons: 5
Source: RefSeq, a predicted model, not a curated record